GAGCUAAAGCUAGAUUACCUGCGAUGCUAACAAACAAGCUAACUAGCGGAGCUAGCUUCUUAGCUAGCAGCCGUGGACGUUUGGCGCUUUGUCAACAAACAAACAAGGAAGCAAACAGUGGAUAUAAUACAACACGGACAUGGACGAGUUCAAAAAGGAAAACAAGCUCCGGCCAUGAUGCUGCAGUCCAGGAUGGUGGAGUUGGUCUACGGGACAAGAGUUUCCCUGGAGGCGCGGCUUAAGGACAUCGAGGAGCCACCAUAACAGCGAAUUAGCGAUGGAUUACUAUGAGUAUCUGAACUUCUCUUUCUGGAACCAAACGAACGGCUCAGAGCCUGAAGAUUAUGACUUGUCCUCUGACUGGUGUGAAGCCGGCGAGGAGGAGUUCUUCAUCAAAAUGUUCCAGACCUGCGUUUUCUGCCUGAUCUUCCCGCUCGGCAUCGUGGGAAACUGCCUGGUGAUCGCCACCUUCGCCCUGUACCGCCGCCUCCGCCUUCGCUCCAUGACCGACGUCUUCCUGUUCCACCUGGCGCUGGCUGACCUCCUGCUGCUCCUCACGCUACCCCUGCAGGCUGUCGAGACCCACAUGGGUUGGAUCUUCUCGGUUCCCCUCUGCAAGCUGAUGCGAACCUGCUACGCCAUCAACACCUACAGCGGGCUGCUGCUGCUCGCCUGCAUCAGCGUCGACCGCUACAUGGUGGUGGCUCGAGCUCAGGAGAUGCUCCGGUUUCGCAGUCAGAUACUGACAGCCGGGAAGUUGGCUGCCGUGGGGGUCUGGCUCGUCGCAGUGCUCCUGAGUCUUCCUGAAAUCCUCUUUUCUGGGGUGUCGGGGUCCGGCAAUGAAGCUUACUGCGGCAUGCAGAAGAGCGGACUGGUCAAGAAGGUCACCAAUGGCGCCAUCAUCGGCAUCUUCUGCCUGUCGCUCCUCACCAUGGUAACCUGCUACACUUCGAUUGCCCGGGUGCUGUGGGAAGGUCACGCUAACCGCCGGGGGAAGCAGUGGCAUCGGCAGCGCACCCUGAAGCUGAUGGUGGCACUGGUGCUGAUCUUCCUGGUGUUCCAGCUGCCGUACACCGUGGUGCUGUUGCGUAAAAUGGCGGGUCAGUUCUGUGGCUUGGUGCUGGAGUACAUCACCUGCACGCUGGCGUUCGUCCGCUGCUGCCUCAACCCAAUCCUGUACGCCCUGGUAGGCGUUCGUUUCCGUAAAGACGUGCUCAGGCUCAUCCAUGAUUCGGGCUGUUCGUGCGGUGGCCAUCCUGGGCCGCAGACGUCGAGCUCCACUUCGAUCUCCGCCUCGUCGCCGGCCUUCAUCUCAGCUCCAAUGUCUCCUGAACGCAGCUACUCCAGCCAAGACACCAUGAUCAAGUUCCAGUUUCCAGCAGUUAAAUAAAGUUCGUGAAGAGGACGAUAAACCACUUUUUGUGAAGAAUCUGGGUCAUAAUAUUCAAAAGUCUUGAUGUUACUGAGUUUUAGAACUGAAACGAUUAAUUAGUUGUUAUAUACUAUUUUGAUAAUUGAUUAAUCGGUGUGAGUAAAGAAAAAGGUCAUCUUCGUAAACGGAAAUAUUGUCUAGCAGGUGAUGAAUAAAGUAAUAUUAAUAAAAGGAACUUUAACAGGAGGCUUCAACUAAUCUUAGUUUCUCUAUUAACUGUUCUUUAAAACUCUGGAAAAAAGCAGCAAAUUGUCAUGUUUAAAUCAUAAAAUCAUCAAAUAUUGGUGGAUGAAAAGUCUCUCCAAUGAUUGAUUUUUAGUAAUUAAUCACUAUUUUGGUGGUUGAUUAAUCGGUGUGGGUCUGGAAAAAGGUCAAAAUCUCUGAAUCCAUCUUUGUAAACUGGAAUAUUGUCCAGGAAUAUUGGUUGAAUAUUUUUUCAACAUAAUAUUGAAAAAAUAUUCAACCAAUGAUUAUUUUAAUGUCAGUCGGUUUCUCUGUUAAUUGUUUGUUCUAUAAAACUCCAGAGAACAGCAGCAAAUUGUCAUGUUUCGAUCCUGAAGUCAGCAAAUAUUUGGGAUUUGUGGAUGAAAAGUGUCUCACAUGAUUCAGAUUUUAGCGCAGAAUGUUGUUGUCAGAUCAAACCGAUUGACCAACGGUUAGUCAAGAAAAAAAGGUAAAAAAAAAACCUAUGAAUUAGUUUAUGUUCAUUUAUCACAGUCUGGUCCUGACAUAAACUUUUAUGUUCUAGUUUUUGACAUCCUCUGUGGCAAAUGUGGUUUUUUUUUUGUUUUUGGGCGAUAGAAAUUAUUCCUUGAAUUAACUUGAACCUGGAUAGAAUAUACCUGCUUCUUUUAGUCAUUACUAGAGCUGCACAAUUAAUGGAAUGAGUGUAAACAGUUAAAUUUAUUCCCAACUGUAAUUUUUGUCAAGAAACGUCAUCAAAAUCCUCUGAAUCUGAGUCUGAACUGUCGAACAAGAACUGUCAAAAAACUCCAAAUGUCUUGUUUUGUUUCACCGAAAACACCCCAAAAUAUUCAAUUUCAGUCACUAUAUGGGACAAAGAAAAGCAGCAAAUUGGCAAAUACUCGACAUUUUGUCCAUUACUUUUGUGCUGGGUGCUAGAGAAUGUCAGUAUUUGUGUGCGUGCUUGUUGGUUUGCAUAAUUUAAUUUAAGGACACAAUGACGACUCUCAGAGGCAUGAAAGGUUUAACUUUGUGGGUAAUUAUACAUUACUCUGGUAAUAAUUAAGCAUCCUUGAGUGUUGAUGAGACUGUGUUAUCACUUGAAAUGUCUUGAAAAUCGCUAUACAAGUAAUAUACAUUAUCAUUUACCGCUAAAGCACAAUAUCAGUUGACAUUUCAGUGGCUCAAAUGUAGUAUUUUCAGCUAAUCUCAAGGGCUUAUAAAGGGAAACAGUGAUGUGUCGGAGGUCAAAAUCCUGAAAAAAAUUGUUCCAGGAACAUGCAUGUGGGAUAUUUAGACACGCUUAAUCGCAAUUUACUGUAUGACUGCACAGGUUUACCCUCAGGUUGCACCUAAAUGCGUACGUGUUUGUAAAUAUUGUGUACAUAGAGAGACACUGAUGACAUAUUUAAAUGCUUUUAUAUUGUCUGAACCCUGAAUAUAUAUUUACAAUAAAUACAAGCUCAUUUGCUUUUAGUUUUUUUUUUAUAUCAAGAUGGCUUUUGUGAGCGCUAUAAACAUUUCCAGGCACAUUUCACAGCAUGAAGCAGCCUGUUAGUUUGCUUCUAUUUAUUGUAACGCAACAAUGAAUAACUUAA
Amphiprion ocellaris (clown anemonefish) is the source of this 3213-nucleotide messenger RNA. It is a transcript of the gene ccr10, whose product is annotated as chemokine (C-C motif) receptor 10. The record is from RefSeq and is a predicted model, not a curated record. Gene Ontology annotation, cellular component: membrane. The transcript has 3 exons. NCBI's taxonomy places the organism in Eukaryota, Metazoa, Chordata, Actinopteri, Pomacentridae. Gene Ontology annotation, molecular function: G protein-coupled receptor activity. Bases 278 to 1390 code for a protein of 370 amino acids. Gene Ontology annotation, biological process: immune response; G protein-coupled receptor signaling pathway.